Molecule: messenger RNA, 738 nt
Organism: Verticillium dahliae VdLs.17
Lineage: Eukaryota; Fungi; Ascomycota; Sordariomycetes; Glomerellales; Plectosphaerellaceae
Exons: 2
Coding region: 1-738 (245 amino acids)
Source: RefSeq, a predicted model, not a curated record
AUGAAGGUGCUCGGCGGAAUGUUGCCUGGUGCGAGGGUAGUGCCGCGAGCGUCGCAGACCAUGGUCAUCGACUAUGCCAAAACGCGCCCGGAGCUCUUCAGGGGCUGGGCAUGCUUUCCCGACGACAUCGACAUCCACGAAUACCUGGAUGGCACCAAGCAUAUAGACAUGUCCGACAUGCUGGAGAAGCCGCCGGCGGGGCGCGGAAUCGUGCCCCCGGACUACGUGUGUCCGUUCGUACUGAUCCCGAACAACGAGGAGUGGGAGGACCUGCAAAAGCGCCCCAUGACGAGGCAGCUGUUGAACGCUCUACGAGAUGCCGGAUUUCUGGCGUCCUUUGAAAGCUGCCUUACCGCGCUGGCUGGUCCGCAAGUGGAUUGGGCUGCCGUUGAGGACCAGAGGAACCUGGAGGAAGCAUUGGACUCCGGCGUUGCUGACGCCACGCCUUCCACCACUGUGUCUCCCGGUCUUCACGGCCACAGCAUCUUCGACCUUACAUCUCCUAUGACGAACGAAUCCGGCAUAGUUGAUACUACAUCUCCCGCCACAGAAGACUACGGCAACGUUGAAACUACAGCAUUCGAAGCAGGCGGCCAGGACAUGGUUACUACUGUAUCUCCCGACACAGGUGGCUAUCGCGCCACCACUUCGAUGCUUAAUCAGUACAUCGACUCUUGUUGGGUUGACAAUACGCCUAAUUCUUCUUCCUCGUCACCUCUGUCUUCCCCACAGCCCUAG